UAAAGUCCUUUAAUUAUUAAAAUGCGUGUAAUUUUGAAUAGACUGCUUAACUAUUACUUUUUAACUUUAAUAUAAUGGCAACUUUUACCGGAAACAAGCAGUAACUCAUAUGUUUCAAUGUUUCACAACCUGCUCAAAACUCAGACAGCCAUCUUUUGUGGAAAAAUCAUUUGUUUCGUCUCGUCAGGGUAAAUUUCGCAAUUGUAAUUAAUGUCAGAGCCACAGUCUUCGCUUUUAUUGAAAAAGCAGCUAGCUGAAUUGAACAAAAAUCCAGUAGAAGGCUUUUCUGCUGGGUUGAUAGAUGACAAUGACAUAUACAGAUGGGAAGUCCUCAUCAUCGGUCCUCCAGACACGUUAUAUGAGGGUGGAUUCUUCAAGGCACACUUACAUUUUCCUAAAGAAUAUCCUCUGAGGCCACCGCGGAUGAAAUUUGUCACUGAAAUAUGGCAUCCGAAUAUCGAAAAGAAUGGUGAUGUUUGCAUAUCAAUAUUACAUGAACCUGGUGAUGACAAGUGGGGCUAUGAAAAGGCCUCAGAGCGGUGGUUGCCAGUGCACACAGUCGAGACCAUUCUUAUAAGUGUAAUUUCCAUGCUGGCAGACCCUAAUGAUGAGAGCCCCGCCAAUGUUGAUGCUGCGAAAGAAUGGAGAGAAUCAUAUUCGGAGUUUAAAAGGAAAGUAGCACAGUGUGUGAGAAAGAGCCAAGAGGAUUGUUCCUAAGUAACAGUGCCCUUUUUCAUUAAUUUAGUUGGAUAGUGAGUGUUUGGUGAUGCAGUUAGGACGUUGUUGAGAGCAGGCCCCGGCGUGACUCAUAGUGCGGGCCCACCCACCCGGGCCAGAGACAAUAUUGAAAUUGAUUUAAAAUAAAUACUUAUUGUAAUUAAAAGGUAUCGCUGCCGUAUUUUAUAAAUAAUAAAUUAAAAUAGAAUCCAAGGUCUUUUUCAUCUUUUUUAAGACAUGUUGCUAUUGUUAUAAUAAUGAAAUAUGUAUGGUAAUUUUUAUAGAAAAACAAAUCUGCAUUUUGUUGUCUUUACUUCCUAAUAUGACUACAAGUUUGAUCUCUGUAUAGUAGAAACCAAAUCUGAAGUAAUUUAAAACAAUGAUUAAUUAUUUAUUACGUAUCGCAACUUAUGUUAUUGUAAAAAUAUAAACAAACAUGCAAUACUUAAAACAUGUCAAAAUUAUAAAAAAUGUAAAAUGAGCUACCAAACUUAUAAUUUGCAUGAUAAUUAGUUACAGACUUGAUGCAAUGCAAUACUAAUUGUGUUAUUGGUAGCCUUUAUAACGUCGCUUCUCAGAAUUACAAUUUUAUUCUAGUGCUAAUUUUAGUAGUUUUAAUACUUAAUUAUAAUUUUUACUGAAUAAAUAUAACUUUUGUAAACUUAUAAUUGUAUCGAUUCUACCUUGCCCUCUAUGCACAUAUGAAUAAAGCACAGGUUGACAAAAUAGCAGCUGUUAGGCUAUCGCAAAGCGAUGGUGUAGCGAGCUACACAUACCACUUACAAAUUUUGCUCAACUUUGAAACUAGGCAAGAAGAAUGUUGAAACUGUUUGAUAUCUUUUUAGUUUUGUACAUUAGUUCUCAAUAUUGUCAAUUAUGUUUUUGUGUACAAUUCAAAGAAAAGCUUUGUUACCAUUUUGGAUGUGAAAAUUAAUAUAGUUAUAAAGAUGAUAAAUGAAAACCCCUCAUAUUCGCUCGUAUAUCAUCGAACAUUGAUUUGUGACGUGUGUAUAAUACUUUUCCCUGUGUAUGUAUAUUUUUUGCUAUAAAAUCAUAAUGCAGUGA
This is a messenger RNA of Spodoptera litura, 1782 nucleotides long. It is a transcript of the gene Ube2g1, whose product is annotated as ubiquitin-conjugating enzyme E2G 1. The record is from RefSeq and is a predicted model, not a curated record. Lineage: Eukaryota; Metazoa; Arthropoda; Insecta; Lepidoptera; Noctuidae.